Molecule: messenger RNA, 6392 nt
Organism: Odontomachus brunneus
Lineage: Eukaryota; Metazoa; Arthropoda; Insecta; Hymenoptera; Formicidae
Gene: kar
Product: monocarboxylate transporter 10
Exons: 9
Coding region: 1848-3893 (681 amino acids)
Biological process (GO): transmembrane transport
Molecular function (GO): monocarboxylic acid transmembrane transporter activity
Source: RefSeq, a predicted model, not a curated record
ACAUAAUUCAUGUGUCAAUCUUAUAUGGUUGCCUCUUGAAGUCGGUCAAUCGAUCGGUUAGGUUGCAUUAAGAUGCAUGCACGAAAUCAGUCAAGAUGUUCGAUUUUGCGAAUUACAUUUUUAUUCAGUAUUACGGAUGACAUCACAAUUGAACUUCGAUAUUUAUGCGAAUAUACAUACGUUCAGGAACGUAUAUGCAUAUUUAUUUAAUCAUGUCACGAAACAGAUUGCGUCAGUUGAAUAAGCUUGUGUUAAUUACUCCCAGUAUCGAAAUUUAAAAAUUCCGAUAUGCUUUUAUCAUAGUAUCAUUAGCCAAAUAUUGUGUUUCAAAGUCUUAGAGAUGAUUUCCAGAUGUUUUAAGUCCCGAUUUUAGACAUUGUGUUGUGUGGGAAGAUUUAUCCAAUAAUAUACGCAAAUCAAGUCUCUCGUUGAAUUCAACAAUCGUUCUGUUGUAUUAAAUAGUCGUUUAAUUUAUCAGUAAACUCUCUACCAGAGAGGAGAGAGAGGAGAGGAUUGACAUCAUAUUGUUAUAUACUGAUCAUUACUAUACUGAUUUUCCAGACAAUGCAAAACAUCAUAGAAACAUCAUAGCAUCCUGAAUGCGUCCUAAAUACAUCCAGAGAUGCGUUGUCAGAACACUUUAUGUAGGACAUUAGUUUAGUUUUUAUUAUCCUGAUAUCACAAAUGAAAAAUCGACACGAUUUUUUAUUUAAUUGGCACAAACAAUGCCAACUAUAGAAAAAAAAAACUAUCAAACAUUUUUAAAUUCAAUUCGUGCAUAUCGGUAACUAUGUUCUUGCAGAUACGUGCGUACAAAUUGAGUGUGGAUAAAUGUUGCAUAUGCGACAAGUGAAUCCAUAAAGAAACAUAUUCCUCGUGACGCACUAUUUGCCGCUUUUAUCGUAUCGGAUUGAUGUGCGUAUACAGACAGCACUUACUUCUUUGAAUAUAUUUAUACGCAUUUUUCGCAAUCGCGAUAAUAUCGCCGACCUAAUAUAAAUCGGCGAUCGAUUGCUGAAAUCGCGAAGCGAAUGAAUUGGAGAAGGUUGUAGUUUCUAAGAAACAAACACUUUUUUUCUGUAAUCUUUUUCUUCUUAGCUCGUGUUACAUCUUCGGAUCCGGGUUGAGAGCGCGUAGAAAUACUAUUGGUGCGUCACACGAUCCGAAUGCGUGUUGCGCGUAUGUGUGCGUGCGUGCGUGACGCGCGUGUAAAUGCGUCGGCGAUGUCUUUUCUCCUUUUCUUCUUCCUUUUCUUUCUCUUUUCUCUCGAAUUCGCGUGUGGCGGCAUGUAUCGCAGCCGUCUGUUGGACGCCGGCCUAUCGCUAUCGUGUCUCCUCCUAUUUCUCCUUCUCUUCCUCUUCUUUUGCUCCCUCCCUGCAUUCUCGUUGUCUAUUUUUUGGUCGCACUCUCUUCUCCUCACUUUGUUCAGUAUCAAGUUCGUGCAUUAGCGCGUUCUCUCUUGAUUCGCCACAACUUUCAAGCUCUCGCCCUGCGAGAACAUCGGUCUUCUCUUUAGUUUACGUCCGACUACGCGAUCGGUCGGUCCGUUGAUUUUGGAGAGGUGAUCAGUUCUUUUACCUCUUCUUCUUUCGCCUUUCUUCGAUUCACUCUCUUUUACGCUGCCUCCCCUCCCUGACACUGCCGUCGUCGUCAUCGUAGCCUUCUGGAAUCUUUACUGCCGCAUUCUGAAGUCGGCAUUUUUUGGAGAACUCCGCGAUAUUCGUCGAGGCAUAUGACGAAUUACACGCCGCCACGCUCGCAGAGAAUCGUCCAAACUGGUAAUCUCUCAGUUCACAAAUAUCUCUUACGUCGACGAAGUUAAUCGGCGGUAAUCAUCGUCGAUAACGAUGACGAUCGACGGCGAGGCCGGCGGGCCGGAGGACGCCGGUGACGGCUUCGUUCCGGGCACUAAUGUCGCGACAAUGAUUUACGCGAUCGAUCGCGUCGAGUCGACCAGCUCCGAGGAGCCGGCUGUCGCGGCGAGCUACGUUCAUCGGGCCGCCGACGACGACACUUCCGGUUUGGGCGAGACUGAGGUCAACCCCCUGCUGGCCGGUACCGACGGACAGAGCGCGACGAUCGAUGCGUCGAUCGGCAAGCCGAGAAGAACGGACAAAGUAGUAGAGGCGCGGACAGUGCGGACGAUGGACAACAACAAGAGCCAAUGCCCGAGCGGGCCCGACGAGGGUGCAAACGAGCUCACCACGUCGACCAGCAGGACGACGACUGCGGGACCGCCGGACGGCGGACUGAGGGCUUGGAUGAUCAUGGUCGGCAGCUUCGCGAUCAACGGCAUGCUCUUCAGCAUCAUCAAUACCUACUCUCUCAUCUAUAUGGAGCUGCAGAGGCGACUGACGGAGGCUGGCGAGAGUGAGGUGUCUUCUAAAGCAGCCUUGGUGGGUUCGCUGACUAUCGGAACUACAUUCUUCCUAUCACCGGUCGUCGGUAUACUCACAGAUAAGUUCGGCAUCCAAAUAACUACCUUCGUAGGAGGUGCGAUCGCGUCCGGCGGAUUGCUUCUUUCCUCGAUGCUUACGGACAAGGUAGAACUGCUCUAUUUAACAUAUGGCGUUAUGUAUGGUCUCGGUGCGAGUCUCGCUUAUACCCCAAGCCUGGUGAUCUUGGGUCAUUACUUCAAAAAAUAUAUGGGACUAGUGAACGGCAUCGUUACGGCAGGCAGUUCCAUAUUCACGACGCUCAUCCCGUACCUGAUAGAGUUUUUGCUACGGCGUUUUGGUCUGGAGGGGACGCUGAGGAGCUUGGCUGUGCUCACGGCUCUCAUCAUGGCUUGCGCGGUACUUUUUAAGCCGAUACCAGUAAACAAACCGCAAGAAGACGAAAGACCGAAAUCCAAGGCAAAGUUACGAAAUUGCAUGAAAGAAAUUGUGAAUGUGUCUAUUUGGAAGCGGAAACGAUACGUCCUAUGGGCCAGUUCUAUUCCUCUUGCUCUUUUUGGAUAUUUUGUCCCGUACGUUCAUAUAGGAAAGUUUGUGGCUAUGACGUUCAAGGAUGCCGAUGGGAAGCUGCCGGUGAUGUGCAUCGGUAUCACUUCCGGCAUCGGUCGCUUGAUUUUCGGUUAUAUCGCCGAUCUACCGAAAGUGAAUAGAAUAUUGUUACAGCAGAUAUCAUUUAUAAGUAUCGGCAUUCUUACGAUGCUUCUUCCGAUCACCAAGUCCUUCGUCGUGCUCCUGAUCAUUUCCCUUGGCAUGGGAUUAUUCGACGGAUGUUUCAUAUCGUUACUCGGUCCUAUCGCGUUUGACAUUUGCGGUCGCAGUGGCGCGACUCAGGCCAUCGGAUUCCUCUUAGGAAUGUGUUCUAUACCUUUGACGGUGGGUCCACCAAUCGCUGGACUCUUGUACGACUACACUGGUUCCUACGAUCUACCUUUCUUCUUAGCCGGCAUUCCUCCGAUAGUAGGAGCAUUAACAAUGUUCUUGAUAAGAUGUGUUAAAGAGGACGACGACAACACGAUGUGCGAUCCUUGCCCGGAGAAUCCUUCGAGUAAAGCGGAUUGCCAGAAUGAAAAAGUGGGAAAUAACGAUUUUGUGUCGAUGUUCAUAACCGAUGUUAAACAAGAAAGUGUGUCAGAAAUUCAAGAUAAAUAUAGGACGUUCUCCAAGAACUCGCAAUUGCUUUGGCGCAAUCAAGAUAUCAAGCAAGCCAAAUUGAAGUAUUGCAUAACGUGCGAAAAUUACAGCAAGUGCAACGUUCAUCACAGGUAUACAGAAAGCGUACCUUUACUCUAUCAAAAGAGAAGUUCGCAAUACCCAAGCACUAGUCUUUUCAAACUGAUAAGGCGAUCGGAUUGUUCGCUGCACGACAAGAACUGCACCGGUUAUUGCAGACUUUCGGAGAGUGCGCCGUUGCUUCACAUAGAGACCAGCGUGUCGUGAUAUCUACUUACAAGCCUCACAAACGAACGAUGCGAUCAUCGAUCGAUGUCUUUCACAUUUUAGGUCUGUUCUUUUCGGCUACAUUGUUACACUGGUGCAAUAUGUUAGAGUGAAACAAAUAUAUUUUAUUUCACUGUAACUUAUUGCAUCAAUGUAACAGUGCAGUUGAAAAGAACAGAUCACUUGACUAGGCGAAACAGAUUUAAUCGCGCUAUUUUAGCACGAUUUAGUUGUGUCAUUAUUUUCAGAUAAUGCUGCGAUAUCAAUCACGUCACGUCCGUUCUUUCUGUUGAUUGAUUAAAUGGAAAUUAGGGAUUAUUUUCUUUUAAUUUAAUGACACAAUUUAUUCGUGUAAGGGAGAAGAACGAUGUGUGAUUUCUCACACAAGUGUAAUUUUAUAUUUAUUAAAGAACGAACACGUAUUGGUUUUGUACAUGCGGUGUCUAUCAUGCCGCUCUUGCGUAGCCUACAAUUCAUAUAAUUAUCAUUGUAAUUUUUUAAUAUAAUUAUAUUUUCCAUGAGAAAAUGUGGUCUACGACAAACUGGUAAAAAAUAAUGUUAAACACGCAGUAAAAAAGAUGUGUGUGUGUGUGUGUGUGUGUGUGUGUGUGUGUGUGUGACUUUAUAUUACAGUGAAGUGAAACAAUGAAGAAUAGUAGUUCAUUUGUUUUUAUAGCUGCCUCGCAACAAUAUUGUCGACAAGUUUAAUCACACAUCAGAAAGAAAGAGCUGAAUAAUUUAAUAAUCAUAUGUUUUGAAAUACAAGUUACUAAGAAAUUAACUUCUCAUGAGACAACUAGUUUAAUAUGAUUGAUAGAAUUAUAAAUUAAAAUCCUGACUAGUAAUAUACGAUGAUUUUUUCGCUUUAAAAUCUCAUAUUAUACAUUUUGAAAAUGAAAAUCAGAUUUAGAAUAGAAAUACAACGUGCGAUGCUGUGGGCGAAUCCAUAGUGGACGAGGACGCAGUGGGCGAGGAACAUGCGUAUGGUUAAGUCCGUCUAACAGGUAGUCUGAUAUUGACUUUAGAAAAUUAAUCCGACGAUACUGAGGAAUUUCGGCCUCGCAUUUUAGAAUGGGUCAAUUACUGUUGUAGCAAUUUUAGCGUGUUCUAUGAUAUGUAGCUAGUUUUGGAAAAACGUACUUACCGCGAAACGGUGAAUUUUUUUCAAUUAUAAAUCCAAGUAGCGAAGUAUCGAAUGUAUACAAGUUCCCACAAUCACCGUAUUACGCGAGUAAAGUAUUAUCUCGUUUAGAAAGUGCCUAGUAGAUUAUAGCAGGACGCUGUCACAAACAACGAUUGUCAAAGUGCUCUAACUUUCGCCGUGAAUCGUGCAGAUUUCCCUCAAAACUGCGAGGAUUGGCCAGUCUUUUAACAAUAAAGUCCUGAAUAUAAAUUUGAAGAAGUAAUCGUUGCUAUAUGAAUUACGUUUUUCCAAAAUCAGUCAGCUCGCGCGAGUGCGAGCGUAACGACAAAUUGUAUAUCAUCGCACGCGCGAAUUUCGAUGAAAUCACUCUUUAGAAAAUAUUAUUUGCGUAACUCAUUUAUUUUCUCUAUCCUCUAUCCUAUAUUUAGCAGCGCUAAAUUACUGAUCAUUGAUAGGCAUGGAGGCGAAGAGAGUUGAAUUUUUCUGAUGUCUCGAUGUUCGCGAUAGCGCAUACACCUUUGUAAUUACAGGGUACAAAUUGUAGCUUAGAUUCGUUAGUUAAAAAUUGAAUGCGAUUAAUGAUGCGAUUAAUUAAGUACAAUUAAUGAUGCACAACAUUUAUCUCAGUAUGACGAUUGUCGAGUAUCGAAAAGGUGAGCGACAAAUGGAUGUAUAUAUCGAGAAAUUAUAUGGGAAGAUUAUAUAGGAAUUUAUUUUUUAAAAAGUUUUUCUCAAGAGAAUCGAUUGAUUCUUGUAUGGUGUCUAUUAUUAAUUGAAAUUUAUCACGUAUCACGCAAAAUGCAAUUGGUGAGCAAGAUGGUGAACAAGAUGGUGAGGAACAAGUUAUUUAAAUUAAAUUUUUUCUAUCACUCAGAAUGAAAAAAAACUUGUAAACAUGUAUUUUGUUAAUCUAAUAAUAUUUUUGUAUCAUUAAGUUAUUGUAUUUCUAUGAUACUUAUUCUACCUUUCAUCAGAAAAAAUCUACUAUGUCUUGUAUGUACAAAUUUUCCAUAAUGCAUAUUAGUAAUGGAAACAGUUAAUAGAUGUAAUCAACGAUUGUUUCCCAAUUACAUUUGUAAUAUGCAAAUAUGAGAUGAAGUAGCAUUUAAUCAACUGUAAAUUUUAUCAGAGCCAAUACCUCAGCUGUACAUAGCAUUUAUAUAUUUCUGUAAUCUUUAAUUAUUAGUUAUAGAAAUUUCAUUGCAAUUGUAUUAUAUGAUUAUUAUGCUAUUGAUUUGCGUUAUGAACAGGGUCUGCAUUUAUAAAAAUUAUUUCAACAAUCAUUUCGAUAUUGCAUGUAGAUAUAAAUAUAUUUUCCAUGGUGAUUUGAAAUAGAAACGAAUUUUGCAGAGAAA